AUGAAGAAAUGUGAGCAGAAGACGGAGGCAAAUGUGGCAGCGAAGGCACAGGUGGAAGGAAAUGCCAACUUGGAUUUUGCGAGGGUGAAGGUCACCCCGCAGCAGAUCGCAAAGGCCGUGGGAUGCAUUCAGCUUGGGGUCCGGAUUCCGGAGCUGCAAACCAAUGUCGUGCCUGAUGCACCUGCUGAAGCGCGUCUUGGAAACCGGGAACCGACGGAAAAGCUGAUAGCUUCAGCGGCCUCUGGGAAGACCGGUGAGACCAAACCCCUGUACAUGGAUGCCACGUACGUUUUCCAAUGCAAAGCCCGGAUUGUGGAUUCAAAGCCAAGCGAGGACGGCAAAGCUCUGCUCAUUGAGAAAGUGUGCCAGAGGACAGGGCUGUCGUUUUCGGAUUGUGCUUGGGUUGUGUUGUGA
Symbiodinium pilosum is the source of this 414-nucleotide messenger RNA. Lineage: Eukaryota; Dinophyceae; Suessiales; Symbiodiniaceae. The record is from the annotation of a GenBank genome assembly.